CUGGUGCGUAAUUUGCGGCCGUGGUCUUCUUUGAGGGCGUUUGAGAGGAGAACGUUUCCUGAGAGCCAGUGAGCGCCGUAGAAGGCUGCUUAAGAGCCACUUCCUUCCUAUGCUCGGACGCCAACAUGGAAUGGGGAGAUUAUAAAUGCGAGCCAAACAUUUUUUCCAACAAACAAGCGUCUUGGCUGCAGGGAUGCAUGACCACUUGAACGCACGCUCGUGUUCGAAUAUGAAGGAUGCCACGGGAUUGUUCGUUGCUCUGCUGGCUGUGCUGGCUGUGCUGGUGGGGAGGCUCGAUGGGCUGGACCCGGACGGUGGGCUCUGUGUUGAGAGCCGUUGUUUCGCCGUGUUCCACCACUCUUGUGACUUUCCGAGCGCGCAGGAUCAUUGCAAAGAAAGAAACGGGCUUUUAAUGACUGUUAGUCUGUCUGAAUCACGUGAUGUACUGCCUAAACUAUUGAUGAACUUUUCGGGUCAAUUCUGGAUCGGUUUGCAUCGUUUAACCGCUUGCCCGAAUGCAACAUCUCGUCUUGAAGGAUAUGAGUGGAUGACAAAAGACACUGGAAGUGAUUUUGACAACUGGGCUCCUUCUUUCGACAGCGACUGCACAUCUCCACGCUGCGUCAUAGUUUCCGAUGUGGACGAGCUCCAGUGGGUUCAGGAGCCGUGUGACUCGCCGCGAGUCACCGGCUUCCUGUGCGAGUACCACUUCGAAUCCUUCUGCUCGACAAUAGAUGUUUUCCAGGUGGGAACCCCGGUGUACACCACCCCUUUGGGUUUCGGCGGAGAUGAUCUGCUCUCCGUGCCGCCCGGAAGCAUCGUCACGCUGGAAACGACCAAGCGCAAGUUCGUGUGCGCCGAAACUUGGCUUCAGGCUCCGUGGAGCUGCGAGAUCCUCGAAGGAGGUUGCGAGCACAAAUGCGCCGUGGAUGAUGCUUAUAAACCUUCUUGCUCAUGCCCGCCCGGUUUCUCCAUCAACCCCCUGAAUGACAUCUCAUGCGAGGUGGACGCGGGGGACGCGUGCGCGCGUUUAAGGUGCGCGUACGCCUGUUUGGAUGGAGAUGACGGCGCGCCGCCUUCCUGUGCGUGUGACCACGGUUUCAAACUGGCACCCGAUGGAAGGUCUUGCGUGGACAUUAACGACUGCUCCGAUGAACGCCAAUGUCCUGGGGAGCACUUCCGAUGCGUCAACACCGUAGGCGGCUUCAAAUGCGAAUGUGAGGUCGGAUUCAAGAUGAUGAGUGGAUUGUGCGUGGAUCAGAAUGAAUGCGGGUCUGCACCAUGCGAGCAUAUGUGCGAAAACAACCUCGGGAGUUACAAAUGUUCCUGCUACGAUGGAUAUAAAGUGGACCCGCUGGACACGAGCAAGUGUGAGCUGCACUGUGGGAAGGAGGAGUGCAUCGCGGAGUGCGACCCAAAUGACAAGUACCAGUGCUACUGCCCUGAUGGUUACAUAGGGGAGGAGAGGGAGGACCACACCGUAUGCAUUGACCUUGACGAAUGCGGGGAUAAUUACUGCGAUCAUGGGUGUAAAAACACUUAUGGAAGCUAUGUUUGCUCUUGUCGUAAAGGGUUCACUUUGGUAAAUGAGGUGUUUUGUGAAAGAAAUGAGGAUGAAGAUGAAGAAGGGGAGGGCUCGGGGGAGUCUGCAACAACUACGAUCCCUACAGUGACGCCACACGAGGUCGCUCCAACUCAGCAGCCCUCGGCGGUGACAGUAGGCGGGCUGGUGGCUAUAAUAGUGUGCUGUGUCCUUUUUGUUGUGUUGGUGGUCUUUUUAUGUCAGCACAUAUUGAGUAAAAGGGGGAAAAUGGAGAGCGAGGCGGCAUAUAAAGACCCGGAUGGAGGGGAGACCCACAGUUUACACGGGAUGGGGAGUGAAGCGUAAUAAAUAAGAAGGAAGAUGUUAAAGCACAGGUGUCAAACUCAAGGCCCGGGGGCCAGAUACAGCCCGCCACAUUUUUAUGUGGCCCACGAAGACAAAUUGUGCAUCAAAUUCGUGUCAUUACUCAAAUUGCAAAUUGUCUUUACUUUUAAAAAUAUAUAUUUUUUUAUAUAUUUGACCAGUUUUUACUUGUCUGAUUUGUCAGUUUGUUUUGUAGCUUUUACUGUAUAUAAUAUGAGGUGCUCAUACAUUUAUUUGGGUUGACAGUCACAAUGGCCCUCCGAAAGACUCUGACUACAAUGCAGCCCGCGAAAAAAAUGAGUUUGACACCCCUGAAUUAAAGCAUGACAUGUGAAUGUAGCGCUGAGGAUCCCCCCCGCCUUCCCUUUGCCCUUAAAGUCAAUUCACAUUGGAAUUCAUUUUCAUUUUGGCUUCAAGCACUGAUGGGCGCAAAAUAUCACAGCAAACAAAACAGAAUAAAGGGGAACAGUAACCUCACCAGACUUACAUAAAAGCAUUUUUCAACAUGAAGUUUGGCUUCUCCAACAGACGCAAAAAAUGUAAACGUGAACUGAUUUUGUACUGAAACGCUAAUAAAUUGCACACCCUCGAUAAA
Messenger RNA from Syngnathus typhle (broad-nosed pipefish), 2501 nucleotides. RefSeq names its product thrombomodulin-like. Gene Ontology annotation, molecular function: extracellular matrix protein binding; calcium ion binding; extracellular matrix binding. Gene Ontology annotation, cellular component: external side of plasma membrane; membrane; extracellular matrix. NCBI's taxonomy places the organism in Eukaryota, Metazoa, Chordata, Actinopteri, Syngnathiformes, Syngnathidae. Gene Ontology annotation, biological process: cell migration. The transcript has a single exon. The record is from RefSeq and is a predicted model, not a curated record. Bases 146 to 1888 code for a protein of 580 amino acids.